Strongylus vulgaris is the source of this 614-nucleotide messenger RNA. The record is from the annotation of a GenBank genome assembly. Lineage: Eukaryota; Metazoa; Nematoda; Chromadorea; Rhabditida; Strongylidae.
CUUCCUCAGCAAUCAUCUAACUUCCGAGGUCGUCGUACCUAUUCGGAAGUUGUUGUCGAGUCGUUUGAUGGAGAUCGAUGUACUGAUGUAGUCAGUACCACUUCGGAUGGUGAAGUUUUCCCGCAGUCUUCUCGCUCUUCAAAAGCUGGUUCUGAGAUUGUGCAGUUCCCGGACAAUGUGACCUACUAUUAUGGAAAUCCCUUUGUUGAAAAAACUGAAGGAAUUCUUCAUUUUUUCAAACAUAAUGAUGAGUGCGUAGGAAGGGAAGUGCAAUGCCGGAUGCUUUGCAUGAUAGCAGUGCCUUCACAAAUUACUCUCCGAGAAAUUCUGCUAUUUAUCGGUGGAGCAAUUCAGACUAUAGAACGAAUUAAGGUUAUCAGGGACUCGACUCCGAAUGAGUAUAUGAUCAUCCUCAAAUUUAAAACUCAUAAUGAUGCAGUUGUAUUCUUUGAAGAAUACAACGGAAUGCAGUUUAAUAGUUUGGAACCAAAUCAAUGCAAACUGCUGUUUGUGGAUCGGAUAGAAUGCGUGAGUUUUCUUAAAAGGGGAUUGCUUUCUACUCGAAGUGGCCAUUCAAACAAGAUAUAUUUCAUAAUAACAAGUUGGAUAUAGAA